Messenger RNA from Babjeviella inositovora NRRL Y-12698, 2937 nucleotides. RefSeq names its product DNA-dependent ATPase (gene RDH54). Gene Ontology annotation, biological process: reciprocal meiotic recombination; double-strand break repair via homologous recombination. Gene Ontology annotation, molecular function: ATP binding; ATP-dependent chromatin remodeler activity; DNA translocase activity. The coding region runs from base 67 to 2730 and encodes 887 amino acids. The record is from RefSeq and is a predicted model, not a curated record. Lineage: Eukaryota; Fungi; Ascomycota; Pichiomycetes; Serinales. The transcript has a single exon. Gene Ontology annotation, cellular component: nucleus.
GCGAAACCGAUGCAAGCUACAAAAUUUCUUCACCUUAAUCCUCAUAUAUCUCCUUAAAACUCUACAAUGUACAAGGGCAAGGUGAACGCUCCGUUUAAGCCUCCUAGAAUGCGCCCAGCGCUGGCUGAAGGGCAACCCGACAACGUGGCACCGCCACCGAAAAAGACGCCAGUUACUGCUCUACCAGUAGCCAGAAGGACGCCAGUUACAGCCCCAUUAACUGGAAAAACGCCAGCACCAAUCCAAACAACUCCUGCUUCGAUCAAACGAGUCCAGAGGUCGCCGCCACCGGAGCCCGUUUCUGACGGCUCUGACUCCAAACGAGUCUACUUUGCGCUCUGGCGCAAACCGACGUCUAAAAAGCACAAGACGUGGGACGGGGACGCGGUCGUCAUCCACAACCUCACUGCCGGAACUUUGGUCGUGAAAGGGGACAACGGUGGCACAUACAAGCAAUUGACACGGUCAAGCAACACGGCAAAAUUCACGGGUGAAGCCGGGGUGGUCUUCUCUGUGGGCGGCUACGAGUGCGAAAUUGAACACCAGAUCACCGAUUCCGCAGAAUUGGCCAAGUUUGAUGCUACCCUUGAUCCAAUAGAUAUAAAACCACCUAAAGUGAAAGUGGAGACGAGAGUGCCUAAAAGUAUCCAAGUGACCCAGUUCAAACCUGUGAUCAAAGCGAAACCCAAGACGGGUGCAAGAACACCGCUACACGAUCCUCUGGCCCCAGGUGCCCUAGUGAUGCCCCUAGGGCCUGACCAUCUGACGGAAGUGAUUGUGGACCCGAUUCUUUCCCAACACCUCCGUGAGCACCAGCGAGAGGGGGUGCGGUUUCUCUAUGAAUGUGUAAUGGGGAUUCGUGAGUUUGGGGGUACCGGUGCGCUCCUUGCGGACGAAAUGGGGCUUGGAAAAACCCUUAUGACUAUCGCCUUGGUGUGGACGUUGGUCAAACAGUCACCACUAGAGCUGCCCACUCCUGUUGCCAGAAAGGUGCUCAUCGCCUGCCCUGUCACGUUGAUUGGCAACUGGGAACGCGAGUUCAGGAAGUGGUUGGGGCUCCACCGUAUCGGUGUGCUCGCCAUCAAGAACUCCAAGGUUCCACACAAAGAUAGGUCUGAUAUCGUCAGCUUCAGUAAGACAAAGGUGUACCAGGUGCUCGUGAUGGGGUAUGAGAAGAUCCUGACAAUGCAGGAGGAGUUAUCCAAGACCACGUUUGACCUCAUCGUGUGUGACGAGGGUCAUCGCUUGAAGAACGGUGCGAACAAGUCCCUAGCCGUGUUGAACAGUUUGAACACGGAGCGCAAGGUGGUAUUGAGUGGGACACCGAUCCAGAAUGACUUGACCGAGUUUUUCCAAAUUAUCAACUUCAUCAACCCUGGGGUCUUGGGAACCUUUGCGCAGUUCCAGCGCGAGUAUAUCCGCCCCAUCCAGCGUGGCCGUGAGGUGAACUGUAUCGAGGUGGUGCGGGAAAAGGGCGAGGACAAGGCACGGGAGUUUAUCGAAUUGACCAAUGCCUUUACCCUCAGACGCACAAACAGUGUGAUUGCCAACUAUCUUCCGCCGCGAACCGACUUGUUGUUCUUCUGUCCGCCGACCGAGUUGCAGGUAAAAUUGUUCCGGAUCAUGGUCGGCUCCAACGCGUACACCAAGGCGCUUCGCAGCGCCGCGGUGCAGGAUUCUCUCACGUUGAUCAACGUCUUCCGCAAAAUCUGUUCUUCCCCCUCAUUGCUCACCGAUGACAAGCUCUUCAGCUCGAUGAUGGAUCCAGACGACGCUGCUGACCAGAUGUUGCUCAGCAAGAUCAAGACGAAAAAGACAAGCGGAAAGCUCAAGACGUUGGUCCAUUUACUUUUUGCCAUUCAGAAACAGUCCAACGCCUCCGAGAAGGUUGUAUUGGUGUCAAACUACACUCUGACGUUGGACAUGCUUCAAGAGAUCUUGUUAUCGAUCAACAUGUCUUACACCCGACUUGACGGAUCUACCCCGCCGCGACUCCGCGACAGCAUUGUCAAUAGCUUUAACCGGUCAUCUGUGGCCAACAGCUUUGUGUUCUUGCUUUCAGCCAAAGCCGGCGGUGUGGGCCUAAACUUGAUUGGCGCGUCGCGCUUGAUUCUCUUCGACAAUGAUUGGAACCCGGCGGUAGAUCUCCAGGCGAUGGCGCGCGUGCAUAGAGAUGGCCAGAGGAAGCCUGUGUUCAUCUACCGUCUCUUCACCACGGGGUGUUUGGACGAGAAGAUCUUGCAGCGCCAAUUGAUGAAGAGUAACUUGAGCGACAAGUUUUUAGACGACAAACUUGGUGCUACCGAUGAUCUUUUUGACAUGUUUGAUCUCAAAGACUUGUUUAGUUUGGGGUUGGAAACUACCUGUGGGACCCACGACUUGAUGGAAUGUCCGUGCGAGGGGCUAGGUGAGGAAAUUGAGCCGGAGGAUAGUGAAGAGGUGAAAGAGAAUGAUGAGGAAGUAAAAGGCGAGAAAGAGAGCGAGAGUAAUCAGGGGUUUGUGACCGCUUUAGACUAUCAGAAAGCGUCGCAGGACUCGUCCCAGAAGAAGAGAACAAUCCAAGGGGCCUUGGUGGGGUAUCGUCACAUUGAUCCUGUCAAGAUGGGAAUGGAAAUUGACUGUCGUGAUGAGGCGACGGAGGAUUUCCUCAAAGGGGUAGUAGUUCGCAAGGAAAAGUCACCUAUCAGCUAUAUGUUUGUGAAGACUAGUGCUCCUGGUUUAGCGGGUUAGAUGUGCGUGAUGGUUUUCAUGAAUGGUGUGGAUGAAUUUAUUGGACUCGGAAAUCGUUUAUGUGAGCACUGUACGGUGUAGUAUAUUUAUGAGCCUUGUACUUGAAAGGUAGCCACUCAGGAUAGUUGAAAGUUUCAAAGCCUUACUUAAUACUAGUAUUUAUGAGUAGUGGUGGCCCACUGAAACCAUAGAACGGUUGAAAUGAAC